Messenger RNA from Actinia tenebrosa (Australian red waratah sea anemone), 883 nucleotides. RefSeq lists its product as uncharacterized. NCBI's taxonomy places the organism in Eukaryota, Metazoa, Cnidaria, Anthozoa, Actiniaria, Actiniidae. The record is from RefSeq and is a predicted model, not a curated record.
AUGGUUCGUGAUUUGAACAGAGAAAUUCUCAAAGAAAUCGGUGCAGAGCCAUCUAAGUUUAGUUGGAAUGAACAGAAAAUGCAAAGAAAGCCACCUGCUAAAAGAUCUUAUCCAGAAACAAACACGAAGCAAAAAGAAAUGGCUCAAAAACCGAAAGAAUUACCUUCAAGUAAAGAAGUUCUGUUACAAAGCCGUGACAGCAGAAAAGCCCGACCACAAACGAGAAGCGUCACAAGUGGAAAGAAAAAGAAGAAAAAUCGAAGUGAAGGAGAACAGAGAGUUGAAGUUGAAGAACGGAGAGCCAAACUAAGAGAGCAAACAAGAGAAAGGGUGAAACGAUACAGAGAAAAAAAACGACAAGAAUUAAUAGGUAACAACCAUGAAGACUUGAAAGAGUCAAGUGUCACGAUUCCAAACCCGCCGGCUCCCGUACCGUCAUCUACCGAGAAAGGUUUUCAUAAUCGUAUGGCCAAGACACGAGCACUUAAGGUCAUAAGGAAUACCUUGCCAGGAUCCCCAAAGAAAAAAGCAGAGAUUCUGGAAUCCCUAAUUUCAAGUCCGCGCACAAGAAAAAUUCUUUCUGAAAAGGAAAUAGUAAAAACACCCGAAGAAAGGAAAGAGGAUAGUGCGCUCAAGGCUCUCGCAGCAGACAUCUCCGAGGGGAUAAAGCAAAUCAAGAAAAGUGGUUCUAAAGAUAACAGAGCAGCCUUGUCAGCUGUUAAAAAUCUUUCUUUUGGAAGAAAUGUUGUGAAAUCCAGGACCCAGUCUUCUGUUUCCAAGCUUUUUAACCUUGGGCGUGGUUCCAUUAGCAAAGCGGCGAAAGAACGAGAAAAGCAGCUUCACUCACUUAAUAGACAUGACGUACAAACUCAACACAAAUGAA